Miniopterus natalensis is the source of this 933-nucleotide messenger RNA. RefSeq names its product hydroxysteroid 17-beta dehydrogenase 3 (gene HSD17B3). Gene Ontology annotation, molecular function: testosterone dehydrogenase (NADP+) activity. Gene Ontology annotation, biological process: steroid biosynthetic process. Lineage: Eukaryota; Metazoa; Chordata; Mammalia; Chiroptera; Miniopteridae. Gene Ontology annotation, cellular component: endoplasmic reticulum. The record is from RefSeq and is a predicted model, not a curated record.
AUGGGGGAGGCGCUGGAACCUUUCUUCAUCUCUGUGGGGCUGCUGGUGUGCCUGGCCUACCUGGCAAAGUGGGCGAGAUGCUCCAAAUGUCUCUUCCUGCACUUCUGGAAAGUUUUGCCGAGGUCUUUCCUGAAGUCAAUGGGACAGUGGGCAGUGAUCACGGGCGCAGGCGAUGGGAUUGGGAAAGCGUAUUCAUUUGAGCUAGCAAGACAAGGCCUCAACGUUGUGCUGAUCAGCCGGACGCUGGAAAAACUACAGGCUGUUGCCGUGGAGAUUGAGAGGACUACAGGGAGUAGUGUGAAAAUUAUACAAGCAGAUUUUACCAAGGACGACAUCUAUGAGUAUAUUAAAGAAGAACUUAAAGGCUUAGAGAUUGGAAUUUUAGUCAACAAUGUUGGAAUGCUUCCAAGCCUCCUCCCGAGCCAUUUCCACAACACGCCCAACGAAAUCCAGGGCCUCAUCCAUUGUAACAUCACCUCAGUAGUGAAGAUGACCCAGCUAAUUCUGAAGCACAUGGAAUCAAGGAGAAAAGGGCUCAUCUUGAACAUUUCUUCUGGGGUGGCACUCUUUCCCUGGCCUCUAUACUCCAUGUAUUCGGCUUCCAAGGCUUUCAUGUGCACGUUUUCCAAGGCACUGCAAGCGGAAUAUAAAGCGAAAGGAAUCAUUAUCCAGGUGCUGACCCCAUACGCUGUUUCAACCUCGAUGACAAAGUAUCUCAGCACCAGCCUGAUAACCAAGACUGCCGAUGAGUUUGUUAAAGAAUCACUAAACUAUGUCACGAUUGGAGAUGAAACCUGCGGCUGCCUCGCCCAUGAAAUCAUGGUGAACUUUCUGAGCCUGAUUCCAUCAUGGGUCAUCUAUAGCAGCAGGUUCGAGAAAUUACUCCUGACUCGUUACACCAACUACCUCAAGCAGAAUACCAACCGCAGAUAA